This is a messenger RNA of Solea senegalensis (Senegalese sole), 1308 nucleotides long. Its product is annotated as ecto-NOX disulfide-thiol exchanger 1-like. Bases 148 to 1227 code for a protein of 359 amino acids. Gene Ontology annotation, molecular function: RNA binding; protein-disulfide reductase activity. Gene Ontology annotation, biological process: ultradian rhythm. The record is from RefSeq and is a predicted model, not a curated record. The transcript is spliced from 7 exons. Lineage: Eukaryota; Metazoa; Chordata; Actinopteri; Pleuronectiformes; Soleidae. Gene Ontology annotation, cellular component: external side of plasma membrane; plasma membrane.
AGCAGAGGACCAGCAGCUAAAAUCGCUAUGAGGUGGACAGUGUUUUCAUCUCUGUGAUUGGAUAAACCCGUCCACCAGUCCGUCCUUCCAGGAUCUGAUGAGAGGACAGCAGGCACAGGAGACCGGAGACAGGAGACAUCACCUGCCAUGGCCAGUGCAGCUGAUGGUGUGGGACAUCUGGCUGCAGAGAACCACUUGAACGUCCCCGUCCCUGAUCCAGGAGCCUGGACCAUGAACAACCUGAGCAUAGGCCCUGUGAGUCUCAGUGGACAGCAGCUGGUCUCAGACUCUCUGUGUGUCCAGAGGUUCGAUCCCAUGCUGGGACUCAUCACACCCAUAAACCCCAUGAUGGCGGGAAUCAGCCUGGUCCCUCCCCCUCCUGUCCCCCCCGACGUCAAGGAGAUAAUUCACUGCACGAGCUGUACACUCUUCCCCCAGAACCCCAAUCUGCCUCCCCCGUCGACUCGUGAGCGCCCCCCCGGCUGCAGGACGGUGUUUGUCGGUGGUUUGCCGGAGAACAGCACGGAGGAAAUCAUCAGAGAAGUGUUUGAGCAGUGUGGAGAAAUCACCGCCAUCCGCAAGAGCAAGAAGAACUUCUGUCACAUCAGAUUCAACAACGAGUUCAUGGUGGACAAGGCCAUUUACCUGUCAGGCUAUCGGAUGCGUAUCGGCUCCAGCACGGACAAGAAGGACUCAGGGAGGAUCCACGUGGACUUCGCUCAGGCCAGAGACGACCUCUACGAGUGGGAGUGUAAACAACGGCUGCUGGCGAGGGAGGAGCGUCACCGCCGCCAGGUCCACGAGGACCAGCAGAGGGCGCCGUCUCCUCCUCCCAUCAUUCACUACUCUGAGCACGAGGCUGCGCUGUUAGCCGACAACCUCAAAGACGACCUUAAGUUCAGCGAGGCCACGUCGGUGCUGUUGACCUGGAUCGACCGCGGUGAAGUCAACCGCAGGACGGCCAAUCACUUCUACUCCAUGAUCCAGUCGACCAACAGUCACGUCCGCCGGCUGAUGAGCGAGAAAGCUCAGCACGACGAGGAGAUGGAGCGAGCGAGGGAGGCGUUCAGGAGCGCCCUGCUCACCGUGCUCGCUCAGUGUAAGUUCAGUCGCACCGUUGUCAUGGUAACUGUGACUCAUUCAGGUAAGACUCACCUCCAUACUCCACAAGAACUCAGUCAGUCCAAGGAAAAGCUCCUCAUGUUCCCGGAAGGUGUGAUACUGUGACUUCAAUAUCGUCAUGACGUCGUACUGUGACUUCAAUAUCGUCAUGACGUCGUACUCUGACUUCAAUAUCGUCAUGACGCC